AAUUAAAAAAUUGUAUUCUUUCUUUCUCAUGUUUCUUGGUUGAAACCCUAAGACUAAGAAAGAAUACUAGAAAUAAAAUAUGGUAGGAGAGGCUAAAAAGGGAGCAGAGACUAAAAAGGGAAAAACAUUUGGCUUAGGGUGUGAGCCUGUGGUGGGAUCUUUGGCUCCGGCGAAAAAGAGAGACUACAAAAUCACCAAUCGCCUCCAAGAGGGAAAUCGCCCUAUAUACGCUGUCGUUUUUAACUUCCUCGACUCUCGUUACUUCAACGUUUUCGCCACUGCUAGUGGCAACCGAAUUACUGUUUAUCAAUGCCUUGAAGGAGGGGUUAUUGCUGUUUUGCAGUCUUAUGUGGACGAGGAUAAGGAUGAGUCUUUUUACACUGUGUGUUGGGCAUGCAGUGAUGAUGGGAGUCCAUAUAUUGUGGCUGGCGGCAGCAAGGGGAUAAUCAGAGUCAUUGAUUCGGGCCGUGAGAGCAUAUACAGGAGUUUUAUUGGCCAUGGGGACUCUAUAAAUGAAGUCAGAACUCAAACAUUAAAACCAUCACUUGUGAUAUCUGCAAGCAAAGAUGAAUCUCUCCGGUUGUGGAAUACUCGUACUGGAAUAUGUAUCCUGAUAUUUGCUGGAGCUGGAGGACAUCGCAAUGAAAUCCUCAGUGUUGACUUUCAUCCUUCGGAUAUAUAUCGUAUUGCUAGUUGUGGCAUGGAUAAUACUGUAAAAAUAUGGUCUAUGAAGGAGUUCUGGAAAUAUGUAGAAAAAUCAUUCACAUGGACAGAUCUUCCAUCAAAGUUCCCAACAAAAUUUGUCCAACAUCCUGUAUACUGUGCUUCUGUUCAUGUAAAUUAUGUUGACUGUACUAGGUGGUUGGGUGAUUUUAUUCUCUCAAAGAGUGUUGAUGAUGAAGUUCUCUUGUGGGAACCUAAAGUGAAGGAAGAAAUUACUGGAACGGGUGCGGUUGACGUCCUUCAGAAGUACCCCGUUCCCGCAUGUGAUAUCUGGUUCAUCAAGUUUUCAUGUGAUUUCCAUUUAAACAUAGCUACAGUAGGUAACAGGGAAGGCAAGAUUUUUGUUUGGGAAUUGCAGUCAUGUCCUCCUGUACUUUCUACAAAGUUGUCACAUCCUCAAUCAAAAGCUCCGAUCAGGCAGACUGCUACUUCCUUUGAUGGAAGUACUAUAUUGAGUUGCGCUGAGGAUGGGACAAUAUGGCGCUGGGAUGAUGUUUCAAACUCUUCAACCUAAAUUGUAUUCAUGCAUGUCAAGAAAUGAGGGCAUUUAUGGUUUAUCAGGAACUUUGUUUAUUGCAUGUUUGUUUGUUUAUUUUGGUUCGAUGAGGUUCAGCUGAGAACUCAGUUAGAACUUUGAAGUUGUUCAAAUAAAGAAAAGUUAAACCUUGAGCCAUGUGUCACAUGUUGCCGGUUUAUACAAUUUAGAUAACUCAAUUAUUAGAGCAUUUUCAUAAAUCA
This is a messenger RNA of Vigna unguiculata (cowpea), 1461 nucleotides long. RefSeq names its product polycomb group protein FERTILIZATION-INDEPENDENT ENDOSPERM-like. The record is from RefSeq and is a predicted model, not a curated record. Gene Ontology annotation, molecular function: protein binding. NCBI's taxonomy places the organism in Eukaryota, Viridiplantae, Streptophyta, Magnoliopsida, Fabales, Fabaceae.